This is a messenger RNA of Drosophila teissieri, 3243 nucleotides long. RefSeq names its product myogenesis-regulating glycosidase. Bases 98 to 2917 code for a protein of 939 amino acids. Lineage: Eukaryota; Metazoa; Arthropoda; Insecta; Diptera; Drosophilidae. The transcript is spliced from 6 exons. Gene Ontology annotation, molecular function: hydrolase activity, hydrolyzing O-glycosyl compounds. Gene Ontology annotation, biological process: carbohydrate metabolic process. The record is from RefSeq and is a predicted model, not a curated record.
CGCUCAACCCUUUUCAUUCGCCAGUGGAACGCGAUCGCGUUUGGAACGCAGCCGCUGGAACAGAGAAGCGGCAGAAUCAAUCGGCAGAAGCGGAGAAAUGGCCCACACAUCGCAAACGGGAGCCGCGCAGGCGCUCAACGGCCAGCAUCCGGAGUUGGCCUUCGCGGACGCGGAUGCGGACACGGAUGCAGAUGGAGAUGGAGAUGAGCGGGACGAGCCGGUGGCGGAGCAGGAGCAGCAUCGACUGCUGGGCGCCAUGCCCAGGAAGCAAUCACUGAGCGAGCGACGCAAUGUGGAGCUGCCGCUUCUGAAGAUGGUCAACGAAAAGGAACCGGAGGCGAUCAUGUCCAGCUCGGCGACGCCCUCGCCGGAGGCCUUUGCACCGGGACUUCGGCGCAAUUCCAUAUCCAUGCCGUCGGGCAUCAAUGCCCUGGAUCUGGAGGCACUGCGUCUGCGACACCAGAUGCAGCCACAGGAUGCGCUGCACGAGGAGAUUAUAGCCGACGAUGCGACCUCCAGCCUGGGCACUCCGGCCACUCCGGUCACUCCGGAUACGCCGGGCAUUACGGCGCCGACGACGACAUCGGCCAAUGCGGCGGAUAAGGCCAUCAAUUUCGCCAACGAUGACAGCGAUGACGAGUUCGGGAACGCCAGAAGACCAGUUCACCGCGAUCGUUUUCGGAGCCGGAGACGCGCCUCGAUUGCUCCACUGCCCGCCCUGCGGCUGAACAGCAAGGAGAUGUUGGCCAGCGACUUCGAUAGCCACAGCCUGGCCUCCAACCAGGCUUCCAUCACCAGCGUGAACUCCCUGGCCAGUUUGCUGCGCGAGAAGAUGCAGGCAUUUCCGCAGCUGAUAAGGAAAAAGAAGCGCGAGACGAAGGACUACAAAAUCAAGAUAUUCGUCAUCAUUAUGUUUUUCAUCAUCAUAUUUCUGAUCGGCUAUGCCUAUGUGGCCUACCACCAGCAGGUGCUCACGAGGAGCUACUUCCAGAAGAUCAAGUUCAACUCGCACGACCGCAUCUUCCGCAUCCUGAGCCACGAGGACAAGGAGGUGAUAUCGGGGCAGCUGGGCGUGACCCUGGGCUUCGACACGGCGCCAUUCCACUGCCUCGAGGAGCAGCGGCGCAGUGAUGGCAGCGUGUGCAUCGAGUGGAAUGGCAUAGCGCGACUGCAUAUGAACUUCGAGGACAAGGGCGUCUUCCGGUGCUACACGCUGCAGUGGCAGGCACUGACGCCGGGCCUCCUGCCCACCGAUUGCUACGAACUGAAGCGGGACAACGGGCUGUGGUUCGGCGGCGGCGUGACCAAGGGUCAGGAGUGGUCCCUGAGCUAUGCCAACUUCGAUUUUGCGCCCUAUGCGUCCGGCGACGCGAAGAUCCAUCAGUUUGGCAACGGGGUGAAGAGGUACUUCAUCAACUCGAUCGGCGUGGCCAUGCAGGUGAGCGAGAAGACGCCACUGCAGCUGGGCGUCAACCGGACGGAGAACCGCUUCUGUCUGCGGGCGGCCAACGAUGAGUUCACCUUCGUGAAUCGCCUGACGCCGCUGCCGCAGUUGGACUACCGCAUCUGCACCACGGAGGACAUGCGCAGCCUGCACAUGCUGAUGACGCAGCAGAGUCUGUGGGAUGGCCUCAAGGAGCAGGAGUUCAAGGUGCUGCACUCGCUGCUGGAGGAGCCGGUCUGGAGGGUGCCGCACACCGAGCUGCCCGAGUCCCUCAACGAAUCCGCCAUCUGUGACUACUCGGAGAGUGCCAUUGCCAUGGGCCUCGGCCACAUCGUGAUCAACGAGUUCUGGCAGGAGAACAUUGGCGACUUCACGGUGGACAAGGCCCGCUUCCCCACGCUCAAGGACACCAUCGAUGUGCUGCACCGCAGGGGCUUCAAGGUGGUCCUCACCAUCCAGCCGUUCAUCAGCACGGACAGCGCGAACUUCAAGGAUGCAGUGAAGCGCAAGCUGCUGAUCUACGAACGCCACUCGGAGCGCAGUAUUCCUGCGCUGACCAGGUACAAGAGCAGCUCCAGCGCCGGGGUGCUGGACAUAACCAACAAUGCGUCCGUUCCCUGGCUGCUGGAGAAGCUGCAGCGCCUGAAGGAGGAGUACGGCGUGCAGAGCUUCUACCUGGACCUGGGCACGGGCUACAAUCUGCCGCACUACUACCAGUGCCGCCAGACCCUGGACAAUCCGGACACCUAUGCCAGGCUCUUCACCGCCAGCCUGGAGGGCGCCGGCCUGAUGGCCGUCUCCACGGCGAGUGUGGUGCCCAAGCCGCCCACAUUCCUCAGCACUCCGCCGGCGAACGCCACCUGGGAGGGAUUGCGCGAGACCCUGGGUGCUGUGCUCAACUACGGCGUCAUCGGCUAUCCGUUUGUGUUGCCGGGCGUGAUUGGCGGCGACUACCUGCUGCAGCGACCGCUCACCAAGAUGGUCAGCUUCUAUUCGAUGGCGCAGCCACCGUUGCCCGAACCGGAGCUCUUCAUCCGCUGGCUCCAGCUGGCCACCUUCAUGCCGGCCAUGCAGUUCAGCCACCUGCCCUCGGAGUACCGCAGUGAUCUGGUCACCCGCGUGGCCCAGGAGCUGAAGGAGGUGCGCCAGCUGAUCGUGAUUCCGCUGCUCAAGAAGUACCUCAAUCCGUCGAUGAACGAGGGACUGCCGCUGGUGAGGCCCCUCUGGAUGAUGGAUCCCCACGAUCCCGCCUGUCUCAUCGUCAGCGAUGAGUUCUCCGUGGGCGAGGAGCUCAUCGUGGCCCCCAUUCUCCAUGCGAACCGCGAGGAGCGCGAGGUUUACUUGCCGCAGGGCGUGUGGAAGGACGGCAUCGAUGGAUCGCUGAGGAAGGGCAGUCGCUGGAUGCACGGCUACCGGGUGCCGAAGGACAAGAUCGCCUACUUCCGCAAGAUGCCGGACAACACGCGGUUCUAGGUGCACUCCACAAGCCAUCCCGAUGCACUGCAUCCAUGUGAUAUGAACUACAUAGUGAGAGAAAGAGAGAAAGAGCCGGCAAUUCCGCAUACAUCUAUCUGUAUUGAGUAACCUAAAUACUAUAUAUAUAUAUGCCCGCGAUCGUAAUACAUAAGAUGCCUUAUCGCUAGUGCCUAAGCGUUAUCCUAAGCCUAUGUAAUUUCCAUGUUUAAUUUUCCAUAUAAUUCUUUUUUUUUUUCGUUUGUGCGUCGUGUAGUAGUUAGUUAAGUACAUCUGGGAUGAUCGCUUACUCGCUGAAUAAAUAUGUUCCAUUGCAACGCAAUAAA